Stereum hirsutum FP-91666 SS1 is the source of this 996-nucleotide messenger RNA. RefSeq lists its product as uncharacterized. Bases 1 to 996 code for a protein of 331 amino acids. The transcript has 6 exons. Lineage: Eukaryota; Fungi; Basidiomycota; Agaricomycetes; Russulales; Stereaceae. The record is from RefSeq and is a predicted model, not a curated record.
AUGGAACGCACCUUCGAAAAUCCUUACUCCCAUCCGCAAAACAAUCACCAGCGUCAUAAUCACCCCCUCAUAUGUACCUCCACCCGCCCGUUCCGCAUCCAAUUCUACUCCCAUUACCGCCAGCAGAGGCGGAGGACGGAGAGGGAGAAGCUUCUGAAGACGUUCACGAUGGAUGUAGAAAGUGAGGGGGCCCGGUUCUACACCUACGACGAAGCUGAUCAGGACGUGUUCGACGGUGUCGGCGAGUACUGUAUCGGAGAUGAAAGGGAGGAGCGGCCCUGUAAUGGUUGUCCAACACUUCCGAAGGAGCUGUGGCAGGAAUCAUGUGGAGUAGGCCCCAUGACCGAGACUAGUACGAUUCUGCUUGUAUUGCAGCUCGGGGACUUCAUAGGCUUGAUUGCUGGGAACACACCGUUUGAGGUCAAUUGUAAUUCUUCAGCACCUAUCACUGGUAACCUCUAUACCUCACUCACAUCUGCUCUCUUGCCCAACGACGAGACUAAGCAGUCCAUGUUGGACAAUAUGGUCAGGAAGGGAGAGGCGGCGGGUAGAGAUGCAUAUGUCGGGGGGUUUCUUUUUUCGCCCAGAGAUGUCGGCCCCGCGAAACUCAUCAUUUGUGUCGGUGGCCUCAAGUCCGACUUCAACACCGACAACUUCACAUACCCCACCCCAAACAGCGCACCAUCGAGCUCCACUCUGACCACACCCUCGCCAAGUACGCCAAGUACAACGCCAUCGGCAUGUAGCAGCUCGCCCCGAAAUUCGUUCCGUCUUGCCGUCUUCGCCUCCAAGUUGUCCGUCCCCCAGUUUGAGGCGAGGUUUCCCACUAAGGAUCCCCUCUGUGAGGAGACGACCAGCCAUGUGUGGAUGUGGCCGAGGAUAGGCCAGUUCUUCAGGGAGAAAGACGUGAUUGUGAGUGAGACGGGUACGUCUAGCUUUGGUGUUAUGGGCGUGCCGUCGCCCGAGGAUGCAAUCAAUGUCAGCCAAAUUCCCUGA